AAACUUCCAUCCAUUCUUCUCAAGGAGAAACUCUCCACCAUCACAUAACAGCCAAACUUCCUCCACCCAUUCUCACUUGGAAUCUCUUCUACCCUCUCCACUCUCACAUCCAUUUCAUCCCCAUUAACCCAUCCUCCUGCCUCUAAAACUCAUCUCGUAUUCUGAACAAUUGCUGAACUCAAACCUACACUCACCACUUUCUUGCUAUGUGGGUUUACCACGCUGACAGAAGACUGAUCUUAAAGGGAUUUUGUAAAGGCCAUAGAUGAUUUUCAUGAGAAGCACUGUAUUGGAAAAGGAGGGUUUGGAAGAGUAUACAAGGCAGAGUUGCUAUCAGGUCAAGUUGUCGCAGUUAAGAGGCUUAACUUUGGAGAUUGAUUGCUGGAAUGUCGUUAGAGUCUGACGACAAGUUAAGCCUCUUAACUGCGACAACUAGACCUGAUAGCAACUCUACCCGUCCGUUUCGUCGACCUCCAGCGAGGAUCCACCCCAAUUCCUCUUUUCUUUGGAACACUAUUUGAUGACUGUUGCAUAUUCUUAGGGAGGGGGCUGGGUUUUGGGUCUGCGAGAGAAGAAGAGGGAGGAGCAGUCGGGAGUGGUUGUGGCGACUGGGAAGAGAUAAUGGGGUUGGAGGAGGGGAAUUUGGGAUUUUUUGGUUUUAAUAAUUAAAUUAAUUUUUUUAAAAGAUAAUUUUUAAUUUUUAAUUUUUUUUCUUCACACAUGGCACUUAGAUUAGUAAAAUAGUGACUCUUAUUGGUGUCACGUCAUAUUUUUAAUGAAAUUUUUAACAGACUCGACAGUAAGAAGGCAAAAUGAGACACAAAACAUCGACAAAAUGGGCAAGAAAUUGUAACCGCACGUUGAGGGGGAGAGAUUUUACAUCAAACACUGCACUGGACUGAAACUUGAGCCACUCUUCCUUCUCCAAAUUUCGAAAAUGAACAACUUUCUCACCGUCGUCUCUGCUUCUGUAGCUGUCGUCCUCGCCAUUAUAGCCUCUCUUCCUCUUCUCAAACCCAACCACCAGUUGUUAAGUUGGAGGUCUCCAAUGGCGGACUUGGUGGUGAAAAAUGCCAAGAUAUACACCAGUGAUGAGUCUCUCCCUUUCGCAGAUUCCAUGGCCGUCCGCAGCGGAAGGGUUCUGCGAGUGGGCAACUACUCCUCUAUUAAGGAUAUGGUUGGAGAUGGGACCAAGGAGUUAGAUCUUAUGGGAAAGAUUGUUAUCCCUGGAUUUAUUGAUUCCCACGUGCAUCUGAUUUCUGGUGGACUCCAGAUGGCGCGUGUGGAACUACGUGGCGUAAGUCAAAAAGAUGAAUUUGUGAGGCGGGUCAAAGAAGCAGUGAGAAAUGCAAAUCAAGGUUCCUGGAUUUUGGGUGGUGGAUGGAACAAUGAUCUUUGGGGAGGGGAAUUGCCGAUGGCCUCUUGGGUUGACGACAUGACACCUUACAAUCCUGUUUGGCUGUCGAGGAUGGAUGGCCAUAUGGGCUUGGCCAAUUCAGUUGCUCUCAAGUUGGCUGGGAUUACAACUUCAUCAGAAGAUCCAAAUGGUGGAACAAUUGUGAGAUUCACCAGCGGAGAACCUACUGGAUUGCUGAUUGAUUCUGCAAUGAAACUUCUCCUUCUAUCCAUUCCGGAGGUGUCAGUAGAGGAGCGAAGGGAAGCUUUGAGUAGAGCCAGCAAUCAUGCCUUGAUGAGGGGUGUGACCACAGUUGUUGAUGUUGGUAGAUACUUUCCUGGGACAUCGGUGAAGCUUUCCUGGGAAGAUUUUUCAGAUGUUUAUAAAUGGGCUGAUUCUUCAGGGAAGAUGAUGAUUAGGGUCUGCUUAUUUUUUCCAUUGGAGACUUGGUUACAGUUACAUAAUCUUAUUACCAAAGUUGGCCGUACCAUGAGCCAAUGGAUUUACUUGGGUGGUGUUAAAGCUUUUGCUGAUGGGUCGUUGGGUUCUAAUAGUGCACUGUUUUAUGAGCCAUAUGCUGAUGAGCCUCAUAAUUAUGGCUUACAAGUGAUAGAUAAUGAAAGUCUUCUCAACCUGACCUUGGCUUCAGAUAGAGUUGGGCUUCAGGUUGCUAUUCAUGCCAUAGGUGAUAGAGCAAAUGACUUGAUCCUUGACAUGUAUGAGUCAGUGUUUUCUACAAAUGGAGUGAGGGAUCGAAGAUUCAGGAUUGAGCAUGCCCAGCAUCUGGCACCUGGGACACCUGCCCGAUUUGGUAAACUAGAGAUUGUUGCUUCAGUACAGCCAGAGCACCUAUUAGAUGAUGCUGAGUCUGCAACAAAAAAACUUGGGAUAGAUAGGGCUCAGAAGGGAUCUUAUUUGUUCCGGUCUCUCUUGGCUAGCAAUGGACAAUUGGCAUUUGGUUCUGACUGGCCUGUGGCGGAUAUUCAUCCAUUAGGCGGCAUUAAGACAGCAAUGAAAAGGAUACCCCCUGGUUGGGAUAUUGCUUGGAUUCCCUCAGAGACCCUUUCAUUGAAUGAUGCAUUGAAGGCGUACACUAUUUCAGCUGCUCGUGCAUGCUUUCUUGACAGCGAUUUGGGGUCCCUGUCGCAGGGGAAACUAGCAGAUUUUGUCAUACUGCCCAGGGACUCAUGGGAUGAUGUCAUGGUUGAAAGAUCUGCAUCCAUUGAAGCUACAUAUGUUGGUGGUGUACAGGCCUAUCCCUGAAAGCCUAUAAUCUUGAAGAUAAUUUACACUUUCUACAGAAAACAUAGGCUUAAGAAAAGAGGGAAUGGCCCAACAUUUUAGGUUUAUAUAGUGAGCAGAAGUAGUAUGUAUAUGAUGUCCUUUUUAAAGCACUCUAGAAGAUCAUGUAGUCUAUAUGAGGGAUCAAAGGUUUGUAUGAUUUGUACGAUAUAACACAUUGAGCUAGGAAACGUUUCAGAUUCUGCUUGAAAAUCCA
Molecule: messenger RNA, 2894 nt
Organism: Prunus dulcis (almond)
Lineage: Eukaryota; Viridiplantae; Streptophyta; Magnoliopsida; Rosales; Rosaceae
Product: protein LONG AFTER FAR-RED 3
Exons: 17
Coding region: 938-2659 (573 amino acids)
Molecular function (GO): hydrolase activity, acting on carbon-nitrogen (but not peptide) bonds
Source: RefSeq, a predicted model, not a curated record